UUUUAAAUUGGCCAGAGAGCCAUCCCUUAGCGCCAACGCAAGUCAUAAAAGGGGGGAUGCGACAGGCUGUGACUGAAAUCAUUCAGGCAGCAAUAUUUCCUCGGAUGGACACGAUGCUGCUGCCGACGCCGUACUUUAGACAGGUGCGGCGGGGGGGAAGAGACCAGAGCAAAUUUAAGGAGUUGUGUGGACUACUCCACACUGCGGUGGGAAACCUUUGUGAGCUUUCCUAGAACAGUCUUUUUUGAAUGUGGAUUGGGAUUAAUUUCUGCAGGCCAGGAAGACGCUUUCGAGGUCAUAAAUGCUCAUGCUGAAGCCCACGCCUCAAAGCACACGAUCGCCACUAAUACCGAGUCCGAGGCCUUCGCAAAGUUUCUGAGAGGGUUCGAGGAAAGAUGGAAAGACAAUGUCGAGAGUUGUAUGGAUGGGAGUGCAACUAUAGUGAUAGAUACAGGCUGGGCGUUUAGCGAGUUGGUGAGUUCUGAGGUGGGCAGGGCCACUGUUACCGAUUAGAUGACAAUUAUAGCCCUCAGCUUUCUAUGGAACCGGAAUCCGUUAGUGCUCUAGGGUUUGCUUGUGCACUCACACGCCGUUAUCCCAGACGGCCAAGAUCUCAGGGAUCUGUCCGGUACAGUAGGUUAUCUGGAACAACAAGCCAAGUUUUGCUGUAGAAAAUAUUGGAAUUCACAAUAUUUCAUACGGGACAGCAAGGUAUCCCGAUUAUAGAGAUCUGGAACACCCGGGUUUCGGUGUAUGUUAUUAUAUAAAUCAAUAAUUUUUGAGAUGACUGGCAAAAUGAGCACACGUGCCGGGAUAUGAGAAACUUUACCCCGAAAUAGCAAAAAAAAAUAGAAAGGAAAUGCGCAGCAAACUGGAAGGUAAUUGGAAGGUAAUAAUUACCCUUCCUAGCAGCUUCCUCGAGACUUAGAAGGCCUGUUCCAAUUAUCAAAAUAUUAUCUGCGCAGGGAGG
Tuber aestivum (summer truffle) is the source of this 970-nucleotide messenger RNA. NCBI's taxonomy places the organism in Eukaryota, Fungi, Ascomycota, Pezizomycetes, Pezizales, Tuberaceae. The record is from the annotation of a GenBank genome assembly.